Molecule: messenger RNA, 960 nt
Organism: Rhododendron vialii
Lineage: Eukaryota; Viridiplantae; Streptophyta; Magnoliopsida; Ericales; Ericaceae
Exons: 3
Coding region: 214-687 (157 amino acids)
Biological process (GO): intracellular sphingolipid homeostasis; ceramide metabolic process; negative regulation of ceramide biosynthetic process
Cellular component (GO): endoplasmic reticulum membrane
Source: RefSeq, a predicted model, not a curated record
AUCUAAUCUCUAAAUUUAAUGAUUAAAGACAAGACACCAACAUGACACGGGCCACGCCAAUAGAAUAGGGAAAAAAUCUAGAGGCGUAGGAUUCCAAAUCCUUUGAUCACCCCCUCCAUCAUCAUUAUCACCAAAUUACCCAUCAAAUCAAACUCAGACCCAACAAAGAAAUCAAAGAAAGAAAGAGUUGCGGCCAAUUGGGGGUUAAAAAAGAUGGCGAGUUACUACGUGACGGCGGAGCAGCCGACGGAUCUUAACCGGAAUACGGAGUGGUUCACGUACCCGGGUGUUUGGACCACGUAUAUAUUGAUCCUCUUCUUCUCUUGGCUCCUUGUGCUGUCCAUCUUCGGAUGCUCGCCCGGCAUGGCCUGGACCAUCGUCAAUCUCUCUCAUUUCGCGGUCACUUAUCACUUCUUCCACUGGAAGAAAGGAACUCCAUUUCCUGAUGACCAGGGGAUCUAUAAUGCGCUGACAUGGUGGGAGCAGAUUGACCACGGAAAGCAGCUCACCCGGAACAGAAAGUUUCUAACUGUUGUACCAGUGGUGCUGUACUUGAUAGCCUCGCACACAACUGACUACCAAAAUCCAAUGCUCUUCUUCAAUACUCUUGCAGUGAUGGUGCUAGUUAUUGCCAAGUUCCCAAAUAUGCACAAGGUCCGGAUCUUCGGAAUCAAUGGUGAUCUGUGAGUUGUGGACCUGAAUUAUGAAUCAUUUUGCUUUACAGUUGUAAAAGCCUCCAAUCCUUCCAUGUUCAGCUAAGAUUUUAUAUCCAUGUAUAGAAGCUGGAACUGGAAAGGAUUUGUAACGUUUUUGUGCACUUUCUUUCAGUAGCUGUUUUCGCUUGAUAUUGGAGGUAUAAGUAUCGACGUACUUUUGUAUAGGAGAAUUAUUACGUAUGAGGAGGAUCAAGGUGCUGUUAUCAGCUUAUCUAGUAUCUUAAAAAUGCACUUGUUUGUAUAA